Messenger RNA from Agelaius phoeniceus (red-winged blackbird), 5080 nucleotides. It is a transcript of the gene CACNG4, whose product is annotated as calcium voltage-gated channel auxiliary subunit gamma 4. Gene Ontology annotation, biological process: transmission of nerve impulse; regulation of AMPA receptor activity; neurotransmitter receptor internalization. Gene Ontology annotation, cellular component: AMPA glutamate receptor complex; voltage-gated calcium channel complex; postsynaptic density membrane. NCBI's taxonomy places the organism in Eukaryota, Metazoa, Chordata, Aves, Passeriformes, Icteridae. Gene Ontology annotation, molecular function: voltage-gated calcium channel activity; channel regulator activity. The record is from RefSeq and is a predicted model, not a curated record.
AUGGUGUGGUGUGACCGUGGCGUCCAGAUGCUGCUGACCACGGUGGGCGCCUUCGCAGCCUUCAGCCUCAUGGCCAUCGCCAUCGGCACCGACUACUGGCUCUACUCCAGCGCCCACAUCUGCAACGGCACCAACAUCACGACGGACGAGGCGCAGGGGCCGCCGCGGCGGGCGCGGGGCGAUCUCACGCACUCGGGGCUCUGGAGGAUCUGCUGCCUCGAAGGAAUCUACAAAGGACAUUGUUUCCGGAUCAACCACUUCCCUGAGGACAAUGACUACGACCACGACAGCUCCGAGUACCUUCUCCGCAUCGUCCGUGCCUCCAGCGUGUUCCCCAUCCUAAGCACAAUUUUGCUGUUGCUGGGAGGACUCUGUGUCGGAGCAGGAAGGAUUUACAACAGCAAAAACAACAUUAUUCUCAGCGCUGGGAUUCUCUUUGUUGCAGCAGGUCUCAGUAAUAUCAUAGGGAUCAUUGUCUACAUAUCGAGCAAUGCAGGUGACCCAAGUGACAAGCGAGAUGAGGACAAAAAGAACCAUUACAACUAUGGCUGGUCUUUUUAUUUUGGAGCCUUGUCUUUUAUCGUGGCCGAAACCAUAGGUGUUCUGGCUGUGAACAUUUAUAUUGAGAAGAACAAAGAGCUGAGGUUUAAGACCAAGAGGGAAUUCCUUAAGACUUCUUCCAGUUCUCCUUAUGCCAGGAUGCCAAGCUAUAGGUACAGGAGGCGGAGGUCCAGAUCCAGCUCCCGCUCCACGGAGCCUUCUCCAUCCAGGGACAUUUCUCCAGUUGGCAUGAAGAUAGCAGGCACCAUCCCCAUGAACGAAAUUUCCAUGUACACCCUUUCCAGGGAGCCUUUGAAGGUUACCACGGCUGCCAGCUACAAUGCAGACCAAGAAGCCAGUUUCCUGCAGGUCCACAACUUCCUCCAGAAGGAGUUUAAGGAAGGACUCCACGUCAACAUGGUCAACAGGAGAACGACGCCAGUCUGAAGCACCUUCCUUCCUCGUGCUUUUUGAAGAGAUGCCCAAACAGAAUGGAUCUGUCAGGAGUGAUGUUAAAAUACCCUCUCACCUCUUAAUUGUGGCAUGUGUUGAGGUAGCAAGUGGAGAUCCUCUGGACCAACAUAAAGAUAUUUACACGCUCGUAGCUUUUUUUGAAGCUAUUUGGAGUUUGUUUAUUUCUGUUCUUGGUGUCACAAGAUGAAGGCAGUUCAUGUUCCUGCACUUUUGUAGUGUCUACACAGUCUUGGAGAAACUGCAAAGGACUGGCCACCAGUGUGUUUUAAAGGAUUACAGAAAAUUUGUUGUACUUUUUUUUUUCUAAUAUUGAGAUCCCUUAAUAUAAACUUGCAAAUAUAAUUUAUAACCAAGCCCAAGGAUGAAAAUGAGCUACUCAAUCAAGUGAGCCACUUUCCUUCGACACGGCGUAAGCUUUGCCUCUUUCAAAAUAAAAUAAGAAAAAAGAAAAAAAAAAGAAAAUAUUUUUGAAGGCAACACUUUCUAAAACUGACCUGUGCCACUGAAACCGUAGAGCACCCACGUACUGAGCAUUACAGACUCUCCGAUGGGGUGGGAAGGGGGUCUCCCAUUCCUGGGGUAAGGCAUCCCUUGGGGCAACACAGGCUGAGGAGCAGAGGGUGGGUGCGUCUUGAAACACCUGGAAAGGGAAACAGAUUAAAGCAGGUGGGACUUGAGCCUAUUUGCAAGCAUCAUUUCUUGCCUAACAUUUAGAAAACUUGAAUUCUCAUUUCGACGAGCCCUAGUGCCUGAUCCGGCAAGGUGCUGAGUGCUGGCUGUCAGGAGCCCCUGGAGAUUUGCCCGAGCGUGGCGGGAGCAGGGCAGAGCCGCCGCCGCCGAUUCCCCGAUUCCCUUACGCUUCACAAGUGCAACACUAACGCUACUGGAAACAGAGAUCUCUGAGCAACCAGGAGAGAAUGGGAAACAGAGAUCUCUGAGCAACCAGGAGAGAAUGGGAAACAGAGAUCUCUGGGCAACCAGGAGAGAAUGGGAAACAGAGAUCUCUGGGCAACCAGGAGAGAAUGGGAAACAGAGAUCUCUGAGCCACCAGGAGAGAACCAGAAACGGAGAUCUCUGAGCAACCAGGAGAGAAUGGGAAAUGGAGAUCUCUGAGUAACCAGGAGAGAAUGGGAAAUGGAGAUCUCUGAGCAACCAGGAGAGAAUGGGAAAUGGAGAUCUCUGAGCAACCAGGAGAGAAUGGGAAAUGGAGAUCUCUGAGCAACCAGACAAGAACGCGCCCGGACUCGCGAACCUUCCUGCAGCAACGGGAGCCGAGUGUCAGCAGAGCAGAUGACAACUUUGUAUUUUUUAAAACAGAACAAAAAAAAAAAAAAAAGAAAAAAAGAAAAAAAAUCACUGUUUAUGAGAUAUUUAUUAAACUCUUUUUAUUAUGAAUUAAGUGCCGCAUGGUGCAAGGUAUAGUUGCUUUUAGAUGGAAAUGGUGGUUCGACCUAAUUUAAUUUAUUUUGUAAUGAUGCAUCUACUUACGUGCAGAGAGCCCAGAGCAAACUCUAUGCAUCACGUAAGGAGGGAACUAAUUUGUACCCUUUGCUUCUGUCUGUUUCUAAAAGAGUCUGAAUAUUAUUUUCUUUUCUUAUAAAUUCCUGCUUUCAGUUUUUAUACUUAGGCUUGGAUCUCAAAGCUCGAUGGCCUGACUCAAAGGUAAUUUAAUUUAAUGGUACUCAUGCUGAUUUUAGUGACCACUCGACCAAGCCAUAUGAGAAUGAGGUGCCCGAUUCCCCUCAGAUGAAUUAGAUGCAAUGAGAGAGGAGCAUCUAAUUCCUGUAGAUUCCUUUGAAUAUCCCCAUCAUCUUUGCCCACAAAAUCUUUGCUAACAGAACACUACACAAGAAAAAAAUCCAUAAUUUGGAAAGUUUGGGUCACUGGUAGUGGGAGAUCUCAGCCAAACUGUUAAAACCUCUUUAGUCUUAAUUUAUCCUAUGAUGGCCCCAGGGCCAGAGACUCAGUGGUGGUUUGGAUACGAAGCUUUCAGCUAGUGGAACCAAGUCCUCCAGGGAAAUCCCGGAGCAGCUGCCUUAACAUCCCAAAAAGGAAGUUGAACCCCUCUCCCCCCAGAGGAACCCACUCAAGCCUCUCUCCUUGCAAGAACCAAGACACAAUUCUCAAUUUUAAGCGAGAGUCUUCCCCUAGUCACUGUUAAGCUCUGCCUGGCCCUCAGCCUGGCACAGCCACAUCGUUAUUUUGGCAGGGGUGGGUUGGAGCCUUCAUCCCUGCUCAUUAAGAGUUUCCAUUCAGGUUAAAACUCCGCUGGGAUCCUUUUUUCAAACCUCUGAACUCUGAGAGCUAAAGCGAAUGGAGCGAUGGGAAUGAUUUAAAACUAGAAAAUGUUGUGCUACUUUCUGUAUCAACACACUAUGGAGAAAGAUGUUACACAAGCUUUUUAAAAAAAAUUCAAACAGAGGCAGAAAAGAAAACUUUUUUACCUACUUUUCGGCUAGGACAACAUAAAAGGGUUCUAAAAUUAUUAAAGUUCUUGAUGAAAGGUUUUUUUUACAAGAAUCUUUAUGCUUUCAAACAAUAAAUUAUUUCCUACUUUUUGAGACUUCGUAAUAUUAAAAUACUUUGAUUAGCUAUGAUAGAAGUAGAAGUUUGCAAUGAAAAAAAAACCAACCUUCUGUCUCAUUAGUGUGUCAUACUAAGUGCUAAUUAAUUUACAUCUAAUUAUAGUCAAUGUAUUUUUCAAGUGCAAUUUCCCAGAACUAUUUGUUUCCCACUGUGUUAAAAAACUAAUAGUUAGAACUAAGUCCUCAUCCGUGUUUCCUGUAAUUAAGAAUAAAACCAUUCCCUUUCAAACCAGGAGUUAGAUAUAGGCUGUUUCUCUAAUCUCAUGUACCUUGAACUGGAAGUGGACAGUGUCAGGUUUGCUCGCGCGUGGGUUUUGUUCUUUUAGUCGUCGUUCUCCAGUGAAUGUGCUUCAAACCACCCAUCUGAUUCCAGACAAAGUCCAAGGCUUUUCUUCAGCCCAGCUCAGACCUGCAGAGGCACAUGCAGUAUUUUUGGCAGAAAAAGUCUUGCUGAGUGUUUUGGGAUGUUGCUCUUUGCCAGAGCCUUUGCCAGAGCCCGGGUCAGGGCUGGGUCCAGCAGCUCUCCAGGAGUGAUGCCCUGUUUUGGUCCAAGCUGGAGCAUCUGCUCCUUCUCCAGCAGGCAGCUUCAAGAAAUGGAGCUGGAGGAGGGAUCAUGAGAUGUUCAUGGGGUCUGGACAGGGAACAAAGUCAUGUGGACAUAACAGGGACCAGAGCUUUUGUCCUGUGAGACAACAAGGGCUGCGACUGAAAACUCAGCAGUUAAGUUGCAGUGCAGCAAAUUGUUCAACCAAAGCCAAAACCAAAAAAAAUUCAUUUGGCAAUUCCAGAAAACAAACAAACAAACAAAUGCCAACAAAACCACCAAAAACUCAAAACUUCAGUCCUUUCCUAUGAAAAACUUUGAUUCUGACAAAACUGAAAAAUUUGCAGCAUUCCUGCCCAUGAGCAGUCUUGCUCCAUGGUUGAUGUGUCUGAACAGAGUCAGAUUGUGCUCAGCCUUUGAAACCACCCAGUGAUAGUUUAAAAAAAUCAUCUGUUCUUCCACAUCUUUCUGGUUUCCCUGGACAGCAUCUAACAAAUGAGCCCCAUUUCCCAGCAAGGCCUGCAGAUACCAUAAAACCAUAUCAUUAACAAUUCUCAGUCUUUUGGUAUAUAAUAUACUGUAACAACAGAACUAAAAAAAAAAAAAAAAAUGCUAUUGGAUCAGAUUUGAUUUUCCAAGAAACAAAAUUUCAGGUAUACCAUGAGGUCUCUCUUCCUUGUUUCUCAUACACAAUAGAAGUAAAAGGAGAAAUCACUUCAGCUGCCCAGACAUCUAACAAUAAACUAUUUUUUCUGUUUCUUUUUCUCUCUGUAUGGAUCACAUAUCCACAAGGGCUAAUAUAUCAUGUCCCUUGAGGCUACAUUUCUGUCUGCAGUUCUAAAGUGUUAUUUCCACUGUGCUUCAGUUCUACUGGUAUAAUCACAACCGUGUAUAAUGUACUUAAUCCUUACUUUUUAAAUAAACCAUUUUAAAUGUA